This is a messenger RNA of Mastomys coucha (southern multimammate mouse), 4088 nucleotides long. It is a transcript of the gene Tmem170a, whose product is annotated as transmembrane protein 170A. NCBI's taxonomy places the organism in Eukaryota, Metazoa, Chordata, Mammalia, Rodentia, Muridae. Bases 146 to 580 code for a protein of 144 amino acids. Gene Ontology annotation, biological process: endoplasmic reticulum tubular network organization. Gene Ontology annotation, cellular component: endoplasmic reticulum membrane. The record is from RefSeq and is a predicted model, not a curated record. The transcript has 3 exons.
UCUGCGGCGCCCUGUGAUUGGAAGGAGAAACGAUUACUACAGCAGCGCCGUUGGAGUGGGCGGGAGAAGAGGGCCGGCCAAAGGUGACGCCGUGGCUGCGGAGGUGCGGUGCUCCGCGGCGCUCCGGGCAGUGGAUGGCGGCGGGAUGGAGCGCGAAGGGAGCGGCGGUGGCGGCAGCUCAGCCGGGCUCCUGCAGCAGAUCCUCAGCCUGAAGCUCGUGCCGCGGGUGGGCAACGGGACCCUGUGCCCCAACUCCACUUCGCUCUGCUCCUUCCCAGAGAUGUGGUAUGGUGUGUUCCUGUGGGCACUGAUGUCUUCUGUGUUCUUUCAUGUCCCGGCUGGAUUGCUGGCCCUCUUCACCCUCAGACAUCACAAAUAUGGUAGGUUCAUGUCUGUAAGCAUCCUGUUGAUGGGCAUCGUGGGACCAAUUACUGCUGGAAUCUUAACAAGUGCAGCAAUUGCUGGGGUCUACCGAGCAGCUGGGAAGGAGAUGAUCCCCUUUGAAGCCCUCACCCUGGGCACCGGACAGACCUUCUGUGUAGUGGUAGUCUCUUUUUUACGGGUCUUAGCUACUCUAUAGCACAUGCCUUUUCACUGUGAUGUCACCCCCAAGUUUUAUAGACUCCUCCAAAGGAAUGGACAGUGUCACGGUUUCUUCUUUCCUCAAAUGGAAGCAACUAGAAGGCCUGAGAGUGUGAAGCCCACCACAGCCCUUUCUUCUAGUUGAAGCUCCAGAAACUGAAGACCCUUGUGGACACCCAUCAUUCUCAGCCAAAACAAGCUCCUUGGCUUUUCUUCUCUUGUGGCAACUUAAGAAGUUUUACAGGCACACACCAUCACUUAAGCCAGCAAUGUCUACAUCCUUCCUGUGCAAAAAUGUAUCAUGGCCGUUUCCUAGCAACGGUGGAGAAUGCUGCUUGAUUUCAAGAGGGCAGGCUGCAUUGUACAGAGAGCUUUGUGUCCUGGCAGUAAAGCCAAGCUGGUUUGGGUUGGUUGAGGACAAACUGGUAGACUGUAACGGGAAGAAGAACUGAAGUAGAGUUCAGAGCAACAGCUUUGGUUCCACUGUCAAAAGUAGGUGACCACUGAGAAUGUGACAUGUUAUGGAUAACUGUCUUGACCUCUGAUUAUUUAAUAUAUUUCAAGAGAUGUGAAUUUAUCAUUUGAUCAAAAUAAGCUAGCUAAUUGAGGGGUUUUUUGUUUUUUGGGUUUUUUUGUUUUGGUUUAUUUUGUUGUUGUUGUUUUUGUUUGGUUUUAAAGACAUGAGGCCUUGCUUUGUUGCUCGAGCUGGUCCAAACUCCUGGGCUCAAGGCAUCCUCCUGCCUCAGCCUCCUGAGUAGCUGGGACAGUAGGCAUCACUGUCAUGCCUAAUCAAGGUUCUUUUUCUCAAAGAAUGCCCAUGACACCUUGUCUUUUUUUGUUUUGUUUUGUUUUUGUUUUUGUUUCUUCGAGACAGGGUUUUUCUGUGUAGCCCUGGCUGUCCUGGAACUCACUCUGUAGACCAGUCUGGCCUCGAACUCAGAAAUCCACCUGCCUCUGCCUCCCAAGGGCUGGGACUAAAGGUGUGCGCCACCACUGCCUGGCUCACACGGACUUUCUUAAGUGGCUUGACUUGAACUUAAACAGGUAGGCUAGGAUACUCUUCGGGCAUUCAGGCACAGACAAGAUACUUGCAGGAUUCUGUUAGAGUUUUUCUUGGUGGUGUCGUUGCUGUGGUGAGUCUGUGCUUGUGCAGUGUGCUGAAGGGUUAAUGGGUGAGGGGUUGAUGGCUAUUGGUUUCCUCACACUGUCUUUACCUAGCAGUGGCUCUUCUGCCCACUCUUGCAGUAUUUGAGUGUCCACUCCCAGAAAGUGCCUAACACUUCCUCUUCAGACACAACCCCUCCGGCCUUCUUAGUUUUCUUCCAGAGAAUUUAUAUCCUUAAAGAGUAGUAGUGGUUUUUAGAUUCCAUUUUAGCUAUUUUAAUUUUUAACUCUACUGCCUAACUUUGUUUUUCCUUAAAAGGCCUCCAAACUGUGACCUUCAGAAGGGAAAAGGGGUGCAGAACCUGAGCACCUUUCAUCCAUUCAACAGUUUUGUAUACACUACAAUAAAAUACAACAGUCACGUUGUUACCUGUUUUCAAAGUAGCUUCUGGUGAUUAACUGACAAUUUUAAAAGAAAAUUUUCAUUGUGAGAUUAAGGCUCACAACCUAUGAGGAAAUACAUUUAUCUUAAAGCAAUAUGCUCUCUGCUUCUGGUUAACUGGUAGCCAGGAGAGGCUGCCAAGUUGUGCAGCAUGAAAGGUGGCUCUCACAGUCCAUGAGGUGGAUGGAGAGCCAGCUCCUGCCGUUGUCUCUGCUCACUGUGUGCUGUUCACACACACACAUAAAUAAAUAAAUGUAAUUAAAAUGUCUUUUUAAAUAGCCAAGAGGACCUCUGUGGGCACUUGCACCUGUAUGCACAUGCUUCCUGUCCCCAUGUACACGUGAAUUUAAAAUUUGAUAAAAUAGCCAAGUGGAUCAAUUUGUCCAGUAAUGGCAUCAGGGGAAACUGCAGGGAUGGGUCCUAAAAUAAUUGGCUCUUUCCUUUUGACCAUCACUUGUCAAAACUGUAGUGGCAAUCAGAUUUGGUGGGCAACUAAAAUGCAAAUAAAUGGCUCUUCAUAUUCCCCAGCAACAAGAGCAAAUCUUUUCUUUGGAUGAAAGAUUUCCAUUUUCAGUCUGAGGGACUUUGAAUUUGGAAACCAUCCCUUCAGCUGGAGAAACUGGAGUGUUGUACCGGGCCUCGUGGGAGCUGAUAGCAUCACGGGAAGGGUGCCUUGUAUUACUAAGCAUUCUCUGGGAUGUCAUUUUACACACUAAGCACAUAGGUGAAUAGGUGGUUGGCUGUUUCCCCCUAAAAUAUAACUCAUGAAUGUAUUCAUCCAUGAUUAGAAUGUUAGGUUAUUUGUAUUUACAACCAAGACACAAAAGUUAGGGUGUUUUUGUUUCCAUAUGUUUCAUCAGCUUUAAAGACAAACACUUGAACUUGAAAUGUAUCUUCAAAUUACGGAGUGUUUCAUCUAUUCCAAUGUGUGUGAAGCAUCCUUUUUUGGGGGGGUGGUAGUGGUGGUGGUUUUGUUUUGUAUUUUGAAAUAGGGUUUCUCUGUGUAAAAGCCUGAUCCAAGUGGACCCACUUUGGAUCAGACUGGCUUUGAAGUCACAUAAAUCCACCUGCCUCUGCCUCCCAAAUGCUGGGACUAAACGCAUGCACCACCAAGCCAUACUGUGUGAAGUAUUCUUUUGUGGAUAAAUGUACAUGAGUCUAUAGCUUGAAAUGUUUUCAGGAAGAAACUCUUUGAAUAACAGAGUGCAUUCCACUUGGAUCGCUGUUUCUCUUCCUCCUCUUGUCUCAAAUUUGAGUUAUUUGCCAUGGUUUAUGUUGAACACAUCACCUUGAGGAAUUUCCUCCCAGUAAGGACUUUCUUGGACCCUGAUUCCUACGUCUGUGUCUCCCCUUCUCAUCUUCUUUGAAGCUCUGAGAUAAAGAGGCAACCCCCAACCGAAAGCUGAUCUCUUGAUGCCUUAGUGGGAUUUGGGGGUAAAAAUUAAGUUCAUGUGCAAAAGAGUAAGGAUUAUGAGCAAGGUGCAUCUCUGGGCUGCACACUUCCUUUGCUUCAAGACACCACUUAGGAAAUUCGGGGAGUGGCGAGCAGUAGUUCGUGCAAAUAAUGACAGCCAUCCUUCCUGUGCCCUUUGGGUUUUUAAAUUAUAUGUUGGCUUUUGAUUCCAAUUCUUUUGUGACUGCCCUGGUUUCCCGUAAGUUAUUGUGACAGUACAGGACAUGCUACCUUCCCUGAGGAACUCUUUCCUGGAAUGUGAAGCCCUGGUGCCAUUAACAGUCCAUGCGCAGAAGGUUUUGUGAACUUGUAUUUCUUUUUUGUGUACUGUGUAAGGCUGGUUAUGACCAAAGUCAGUUUAACUUUUUAUAUUAGGUUAUUGCCCUUAACUGCUAUAGUCAAAAUGAUCAAAUCUUUGUACAUUAGAGAUUUAUUUAAAUAUUAUUUUUCUACUGACAUUUCUAAUGCUAGUAUAAAUGUUUAUUACCAAUAAAGAAUUACUUUGAA